AUGGUCCUCGGAGCCAGGCCCGCACCUCGAGGCUCCGCCCUGGCCCUGAGGAGCGAGAGGCCAGAAGGGUCCGGUCUGCAGUUACGGCACUGGCCCAGGCGCCUCUCUGAGAGCGUCCCAGGCUCGGAGCCCAGGACGCUGGGACAGGCCGCCCGCCGUCCGCUCCCGCCGCGCGCGGGCCCUACCGCGCCCCGCGCCCCGCGCCCGCCGGCCUGGGGCCGCCCGGGGCCCAUGUCUCCCCGGGAGCGGCCCCACAUCCGCAGCCCUCGGGGCCACCCGCACAGCCGCCCGCUUGACCCCGGGCCCCCGCGGACGGAAACCAGCGCCCGCCGCCCGUUGUGCCAGCCUCAACCCACAGCCUGCAAGAUCAGGCCCAAGAAGAUUGUAUUUGAGGAUGAGCUGCCCUCCAGGGUCCCCCGGAACGCCACGAGGCCCCCUGGCCGAGCCCCAGAGAAACCUCUGCUGAAACGCCACCCAGUGCCCGACUAUGAGCUGAAAUAUCCCCCCGUGAGCAAUGCCAGGACGCGGAGCCAAUAUGCUGCCGUCUUCCAGGACCAGUACCCGGAGCUCUUAAAGCUUCAGCAGAACGUGGAUCAAGCCCAGGCAAAGCUGCAGCAGCUGAAGGCCCUGCUGAGCUCACUGCCCCCGCCCCAGAGCCAGAAGGAGGCACAGGUCACUGCUCACCUCUGGAGGGAAUUUGAGAAGAAGCAGAAGGACCCCAGAUUCCUGGACAAGCAGACACGCUGCCACUACCUGAAGGGGAAACUGAGGCAUCUGAAGAUGCAGAUCCGGAAGUUUGACGAGCAAGAAGAUAGUGAGGGCUCCGUGUACUUCUGAGCAUCCAAAGACCAAGUGGGGUCUAGAAAGGGGUGUGGCUGCCCUUGCCUCUCCCAACCCCCAACUCUCCACUUGGGGCAGCUAGUUGCUUACAAAGGCCUUUGAACCCCAGAACCCCUCCUCCAGAAAGUCUUCCAGGAACUCCAGGCCCCUCUUUGCCCGAUACCCUGGCGGACCCAGGUCUCAGCCACCAUCUCUCGGAUCACUGCCACAGUCAGUGGAACUAAUAUGUAUUAAAUGCUGCUGUGUACAGGCACUUCACACUCCUCAAGCUGUCAAUACAAUAAACUGUUCUCCCAUUUCCCA
Messenger RNA from Sorex araneus (European shrew), 1143 nucleotides. It is a transcript of the gene OCEL1, whose product is annotated as occludin/ELL domain containing 1. Gene Ontology annotation, cellular component: apical plasma membrane; cytoplasmic vesicle; bicellular tight junction. Gene Ontology annotation, biological process: bicellular tight junction assembly. The transcript is spliced from 7 exons. Lineage: Eukaryota; Metazoa; Chordata; Mammalia; Eulipotyphla; Soricidae. Bases 1 to 837 code for a protein of 278 amino acids. The record is from RefSeq and is a predicted model, not a curated record.